AUGCCGCGCCCUUGCAGAGAGAGCUACGGCGACCAGAAGCCGCCCUAUUCAUACAUCUCGCUGACGGCCAUGGCUAUCUGGAACAGCCCCGAGAAGAUGUGCACGCUGUCGGAGAUCUACAAGUUCAUCAUGGACAACUUCCCUUACUACCGCAAGAACACGCAGCGCUGGCAGAACUCCCUCCGCCACAACCUCUCCUUCAACGACUGCUUCAUCAAGAUCCCUCGGCGCCCCGACCGCCCCGGCAAGGGCGCCUACUGGACCCUCCACCCGUCCGCCAUGAACAUGUUCGAGAACGGCAGCUUCCUCCGCCGCAGGAAGCGCUUCAAGAUCCCCAAGCCCGAGAAGGAGGCGCUGGAGGCCGGCCUGGCGCACCUGCACGGCCGCCCGAUGGACGGGCUCGAGGGGCCGCGCCUCACGGACCCCGGGGGCUGCGCGCCCUCGCAGCCCCACGGGCGCCAGCCCUUCACCAUCGAGAACCUGGCGGCCUCCGACGCCAAGCCGCCCACGCUGACGGCGCCCACGCCCGUCUACCCGCCCGGGGCGCCCCUCCCCCCCAACCUGAACGCCCACCUGGCCAGCCUGAGGGGCGUGGCCGGCUACCCGGGCAGGAAUCUGAGCCUGGGCUCCUUCGGCCACCACGCCCUCAUGCCCCACCUGGAGGCCGCGCAGGCCGCCGCCCUCGCGCCCGUGUCCCUGUCGGGCGCCCUCGGCACUGCCUUCAGCUCCUCCCUCAGCAGCAGCCUCAGCUCGUCCCUGAACUCCUCCCUCACCUCCACGCUGAGUGGCCACCUGGCGGCCUCCCUCGGGGGGUCCCUCGGGGGCUCCCUCGGAGGCUCCCUCGGGGGCACCCUGGGCAGCUCGCUGGGCUCGCUGGGCGGCCUCGGCCACGGCGUGCACCCCCUGGGCGCCUCGGUGCCGCCCAGCCUGGCCUCGUCCCUCCAGCAGCUGUACAGCGCCGCCCUAGCUCAGAUCCCGGCCCUGCCAGCGCCGCCCGCGGGGCUGCCGUCCCCCCUGGCGCGUCUCCCCCCGCACUCUCUGUCCCUGCCGGUCCCCGUGCGGCCCACGCCCCUGCCGCCCGCGCUGCUGCACGCCCUCCCGCCCUCGCACCCGCCCGCGCUGCCCAACCUGUCCUUCUUCCAGUCCAAGCUGCGCUGCGGGCUCCCUCUCGACGACGGCGCCGUCGAAGCCAGCCUGGAGGCGCCCCUGCCGGAGGACAAGCUGGCGUCGGGCGGCAGAGGCGACGCCCCGCCCGCCGCCGCCCUCAGGCCGCCCAGCGCCGCCACGCCACCCCCCGCCCUGGCCGCCGGCUCCCCCCAGGGGCGCGUCAUAUGA
This is a messenger RNA of Penaeus chinensis, 1335 nucleotides long. Its product is annotated as protein lin-31-like. The record is from RefSeq and is a predicted model, not a curated record. The transcript has a single exon. Bases 1 to 1335 code for a protein of 444 amino acids. Gene Ontology annotation, molecular function: DNA-binding transcription factor activity, RNA polymerase II-specific; RNA polymerase II cis-regulatory region sequence-specific DNA binding. Gene Ontology annotation, biological process: anatomical structure morphogenesis; regulation of transcription by RNA polymerase II; cell differentiation. Lineage: Eukaryota; Metazoa; Arthropoda; Malacostraca; Decapoda; Penaeidae.